This is a messenger RNA of Paralichthys olivaceus (Japanese flounder), 5105 nucleotides long. It is a transcript of the gene slc24a4b, whose product is annotated as solute carrier family 24 member 4b. Lineage: Eukaryota; Metazoa; Chordata; Actinopteri; Pleuronectiformes; Paralichthyidae. Gene Ontology annotation, biological process: calcium ion transmembrane transport; intracellular calcium ion homeostasis. The record is from RefSeq and is a predicted model, not a curated record. Gene Ontology annotation, molecular function: calcium channel activity; calcium, potassium:sodium antiporter activity. Gene Ontology annotation, cellular component: plasma membrane.
AAAAAAAAAAAAACACGGAUAGGAGGAGGAUAUCGCAGCCGAGAUAUAUAUUUUUAAUUCUCUCUCGCUUUUCUUCACGGGACAGGAUGCACGUUGCAGCAGGAGCUCUUCUGCCGCUCGCACGAUCCGAAUCCGGGAGCGUCGGAAUUUGACCGCUCCGUGUCAUUGCCCGGUUCGCCCGGUCCCAGCAGCAGCAGCGAGGAGAGGCUCAAGCUCCCGGGGAGACCCAACAGGAGGAAGGCGGGGAGAGAAACUGUCCUGGACGGCGUGAAAUGAGUGGCACAUCCCGGCUCUGAGGCGAGAGGGGCGGCUGUUUCAUCGGCUCUCAAGGACGCACGGAAAAAAGGGGAAAAGAAGCGGAGGGGGAGGAGGAAGAGGGACAGAAGUGCCCGCCGGCCCGAACUGCGAAGCAUGGAGCGGGACGACACCGACACCAUGAGCUCGUCCAAAAAGACAAUAAUCGCGAGGAUCUUUAAAGUUCGCAAGAGGAGGGAGAUGCUUUUCGUGCAGGUGUGCUUCAUCUGCAGUGUCCUCUUCGUGGCGUGGAGCAUGUCGGCGCUGUUGACCAAGACAGGUCAUGGGAUGGUGGUGGAAGGACAGCCGAACAUGGAAUACUGGGGAAGACGACUCAUGGCUUCAGUUCCAGAGAAUGAGACGGAGCCGAAGAACUGUUCAGAGCCGGCAAUACACGAGUUCCCCGGUGACCUUUUCACCAAUGCAGAAAGAAAGACCGGGGCCAUUAUGCUGCACAUUGUGGCGACCCUCUACAUGUUCCUGGCCCUCGCCAUAACAUGUGACGAGUACUUUGUGACAUCGCUGGAGAAGAUAUGUGAGAAACUCGAUUUGAGUGAAGAUGUUGCAGGAGCCACCUUCAUGGCAGCUGGUAGUUCUGCACCAGAGCUUUUUGCAUCCAUCAUUGGUGUCUUCAUCACCCAUGGUGAUGUGGGGGUGGGCACCAUCGUUGGCUCAGCAGUCUUCAACAUCCUUUGCAUCAUUGGUGUCUGCGGGAUCUUCGCUGGACAGGUGGUGAUACUGACCUGGUGGGCUGUUUUCAGGGAUUCCUUCUACUACAUCCUGUCUGUCUUGGCUUUGAUUGCAUUCAUCUACGAUGGGAAGAUAGUUUGGUGGGAGAGUUUGGUGCUGGUAGUCAUGUAUGCUGGAUACAUCCUCGUCAUGAAAUUCAACUCAAGCAUGCAGAGGUUUUUCAUGGGGACAAAGAAGAAGAACGUGGCCAAUGGUAACGCUGCAGCCAGCAGUGAGAUGGAGGACGUGAAGCCCACCAAGGCUUACAGCCGGGGAUCCGUGGUGAUGGUGGACGAGAUCAUGAACGCCAGCCCUUCAAAGUUCAGGUUUCCAGAGGCUGGGCUCCGUGUCAUGGUCACCAGCCAUUUUGGACCCAAGACCCGUCUGCGCAUGGCCAGUCGCCUCAUCAUUACAGAGCGCCAGAAGUUGGUCCAAGCUGCCAACGGCGUGGAGACACAAGUGAUUGACGGGAAGGUCGAAAUCGAGAACGGAAACGUGCCAGAGGACAAACCCACCGAGGCGGAGGAAAAUGAGACCAUCUCACCAUUUCAUAUUCCAAGGGGCAUCGGCAGCAAGUUGAAGUGGCUGAUCUCAUGGCCUCUGCUCCUGUUGCUGUACCUAACCGUGCCAAACUGUGCCAAGCCGCGCUGGGAGAGAUUCUUCAUGCUCUCCUUCAUCCUGUCAACUGUGUGGAUCGCAGUCUUCUCCUACUUUAUGGUCUGGAUGGUGACUGUAAUCGGCUACACUCUGGGAAUCCCUGAUGUCAUCAUGGGCAUCACUUUCCUGGCAGCAGGCACCAGCGUCCCAGACUGCAUAGCCAGUCUCAUCGUGGCUCGGCAAGGUCUGGGAGACAUGGCGGUGUCCAACACAAUUGGCAGCAACGUGUUUGAUAUUCUAGUGGGACUGGGCGUCCCCUGGGCGAUACAGACCAUGUGUGUAAGCUACGGAUCAGUGGUGAUGAUUAACAGUCGGGGGCUGUUGUACUCGGUGGUGCUGCUGCUGGGCUCCGUGGCCCUCACGGUUCUGGGGAUCCAUGUAAACAAGUGGAGGCUGGACAUGAAGCUGGGUAUCUACGUCCUGGUGCUGUACGCUGUUUUCCUCUGCUUCUCCAUCUUGAUCGAGUACAACGUCUUCACCUUCGUCAACCUGCCCAUGUGCAUAGAGGAUUAGAGCACAGCAGCAUGUCGUGGAUACCAAAACCUCAAUGCUCCCAUAGCAAACCCAAACUAUUUUUCUUUAUUUCAAUAAUACUGGACCUAUCUGCAGACUUCCCCACCCCCCGUGCUCUCCUUGUAAUCCUUUUAGUCCCAAAUAUGAAUCCAAUUUCCUCCAGAGGGAGUUCACUGUAACAGAGGACUCCAUUCUACGUCUCUUCUUAUUUCUCCUCUGGUCACAGUGCAGCUCCUUAAUGUCCAUUAUUUCAGGCGUUGCCUGUCUUGAGUUCCUCUGUGCACCUGUUAACUUUCUUCCCAUCUAGCAUGCCUUUAGAUGUCGGGGACCUCCAGAAUCAUAAGUGCCCCUGUUGAUUGUUGGUGUGUGUUUUCAUUGUUCACAUUGUAGAUUUCCACACACCAUUUUCAAAGCUUUUCCACAAACCAAACCCGAGUCUGUGAAGGAAAAGAAAACAACCAAAAUCCCCAAGUAGAGUGAAGUCUCCUUGAAGUAAUUCCUAAAAGAUGAACCAAGUUACCCCAGCACCCAAAGAAAAACGCACCCUCCUUUUUUAUCUCUCGCCCCCCCCCCCCUCGGAGGAGGGUCUUGUCCCCGGCAGCUCCCCUCCUCCAGCCUGGACCUGACUCCCCCGGCAUGGCCUUUGGCAUCAGGGAGCAGAUACUGUUCGUGCUUCACUCACCCGGCGUAUUUCUUCUCAACCCUGCUUGAUCAAAUUGGCUUUCUUUCCUCUAAAAAAGACAUUGUCGGGAAUGUUUGUGUGGAGAUAAGCCACAGUCUGGAUCAGUUGACUGUGAGGGUGUUAUGCAUAUGCAGCACUGCACAAUGUAAACUUGUAAACACUUUUUUUUGUUUGUUUUUGUAUUUAUUUUUUCAAAACAAGGUUUUGUCUUGUAUGAAAUAUGGAGAGCUCGUUGCAAAUAUAGGACAUUGCCUGUUUUUCACAGAAACAAAUUGCACAUGGAAAUGCUUUUCUUGCUUUGUGCUGUAAGGAGAUUCGACCACUCUGAGGGGCUUUCAGGCCGGUGGCGUGAUUUUCAUUCAGUGAUGGGUUGUUACACUUUUCCCUCUGCACAACUGAACAAAAAAAAACUGUCUCCAGAUACGUGGGAUGCAUCAGAUUUCUGUCCUCAAAUGGAGACUUGUUCUCGUCUUGAGACAGCAGCAGCAUGGAGAUAGUUUUUAAAAAAACAAAUGCAAAGAAACCAGGCAGUUCUCAGUACUGUCUGUUAUAACACCCUUUGGCCAGUAGGGGGUGCUGCAGCCUCUCUACCCAGGGCGGGGGUGCAAACCACAGCUGUCGGUUAUCAGGGAAACUUGGAAAUGGACACAACUCCAAGAGGUGGCGAUGGUGAUGGUCUCUUGAUUUUGAGUUACAUGUAGAUAUUGCACUUUAACAGCCAUCCUCUCAUUCUGAAUCAACUAGUGCUUCCUCCUGUGCGUGUGUAUUUUCAGUGUAUAUGUCUGUGCGAAUGAGAAAGAGUGUGUGUGUGUGUGUGUGUGUGUGUUUGUGUGUAUGCGUGUGUUUUCUCACACCGAGCUCCUGACCCUGAAGCAGACUGGAACCUCGUCGACACCAUGAGCACACCUGCCUGUGUCUGCAGUGCAUGCUGGGACACCGAAACGCAGCUCCUCCACAGCACAGCGAAAGGCUGAGGGCCUCUGGGCGUCUCCAUGGAAACCGCCCGACCCACUUUACAAAAAUCGGCAGCUACGCGCUACACUGCAAUCCAGACAUUUUGACAUCAUGCAAAAAGGCCUGCGACGAGUCCACCAGUGAGGUGCAGAGACUAAAACUAAAGCGUGUGGGCCGUGUUUAGGUGAUUUAAAAAAUAUUCCUCUGCCGCGCUGUCGGCAGCAGGCACUCUUGUAUAUGCAAUCUCAAUGUAAAGAAUCUGUGACCGAAGGCCCCUGCAAGGUUGCCAUACAAAGACGGGAGACCCCGUGGAGAUGUGACGUCAGUUUGUCUCGUGCUACUUGAUGUGUGAGCUCACAGGUGUGUGUGUGUGUGUGUGUGUGUGGAACCGAGCCAACAGUAUGGACCCCUCUCUGCCCCCAUGGCAUUGUGGGAAGUCUGAUUUCACCUCCUACGCACACACACUCUUCUUUUCUUUCGUCUCCUCUCGCACAAGGGCAUUAACUUUCCGCCAACACUAGCUGAAGGAGCAGCGGGGAGAACACAGAUGGAUGAUUUUCUUUUUUCCUCUGUCGCCCUUGGGACUGUCACUUUUCAGUGGACCCGGGUGAGAGCAGACUUUAAGGAAUUUUUAAAAAGUUGGACCCCUUAAACUGCUCCUCUACCUGGGUUCAAAUAGCUGUGUUACUGGAUGGAGGUGACCACACAGGGCCCACAGACUCCUCCGCACACCCACCUGUACGCCCUCCUUCCUCACCCACUGGGUCCUCUGUACAAACGGGACCCAUGUUUUUCACUCUUUUCAUGGGGAAGGCACAUUUUUACUGUAAUUUAGUUGAUUCAGAAUGGGCAGUGUUGAGAUUUGUUGUGUUAUUUUUGGCGUUGCUCUGUGUGGUCAUGUCCCGGUUGCCAGGUUUGAGCGGUAACACCACAGCAGGGGAACACUGCUCCUCUUUUUGUCCUCAUCCUGACACAGCAUAUGUUUUCAUUGGUCGUCUGACUCACAUCUUUGUUAGUUUGUUUUCUUCUGCAGAGCGUAGGGGGAUUGAAAUUUAAAAAAAAUAAAAAAUCAGAUGCCAUACUUGUCGUAGCUCUGCAUAAAUUCAGAUUGUAUGGAAAUCAUGUGUAGAAAAUAAGCGCACACUUAAGAACACGCGUUAGAAAUGGUGAUUGAACACGAGAGAGGACCGGUGUGUAUUUCUUGAUCGAAUGCGACCUGAUGCACUGUGAGCUCAAUGUGACGUGGGAGUUGUUUGUCAAGAAUUAUAAAUGAUUA